CGAAAGUACUGAGCGGAUCGAUGAAGCUGAAUCUGAAGAUCUGAAUUUUCUUCAGCAUCAAAGCCACUGCUGUCACAUGGGCUUACGCCGGACUUUGCUGGUAUUUCCAGCCCCUCCUAAAAGAUUGCAACAGUGAGGAAUAUGCAAGGUUACAUCAGAAUUUGUGUGUGGGCAUUCUGAACAGUCAAGCGGGCGUAUCAGCUUGAAAAUCCAGUCUCUAAGGCCUCGUUUUACUCAAUACCACUCACUACCAUGAGUCGCACGCCGCUAUCAGUUGUCGUUAUUGGCGUAGGCCAAAUGGGAACUAGCCAUCUCCUCGCAUAUCAUCACAACCCCAUGUACAAGGUCAUUGGUAUUGUGUCGAGGAGCACCCCUCAACUCCCAACCGAAUUGAAAGAAUACGAGAGUCUCGCUCUUCCAAACCUCAACGCAGCCCUGUCGCUUAAGCCAGAUGUGGUCUCAAUAAACACCCACUCUGAUAGUCAUGCAGAGUAUGCAGUGGCUUCAAUGGAAGCAGGCGCCCAUGUAUUUGUUGAGAAACCUCUAGCAACCUCUGUUGCAGACGCAAAACGAGUUGUAGACACAGCUAAACGAACCGGGAAAAAGCUUGUCAUUGGUUACAUUCUCCGUCACCAUCCGAGUUGGGUUGAAUUCAUUCGACAGGCAAGGCAACUUGGGCCUCCUUUCGUCAUGCGCAUGAAUCUCAACCAACGCUCGGAAGGAAAUGCAUGGAACAUUCACAAGCGCAUCAUGGAAACGACCAGUCCUGUAGUGGACUGCGGAGUCCAUUACAUUGAUGUGAUGCUUCAAAUCACAGACAGCCGCCCUGUUCAAGUCAGAGGAAUGGGAGUUAGGCUCAGUGAUGAGAUUGACAAGGAUCAAGUUAAUUAUGGCCACUUACAGAUUACAUUUGAAGAUGCAUCAGUGGGUUGGUAUGAGGCUGGCUGGGGCCCCAUGAUAUCCACGACGGCCUUUUUCAUCAAAGAUGUCAUGGGACCUAAGGGUGCUGUAUCGAUUGUGAUGGAUAGCAAUGCUGAUUCUUCGGACGUGAACGCACACACCAAGACAGCAAAUAUCAGGGUGGCCCCGGUUAAUGAGAAGGCUACCGUAAUCUCCAUGAAGGGUGAGCCUGGCCAUGAGGAGCUCUGCGCACGAGAGCAAGAGUAUCUGCUAGAGUCUAUUCUAGAAGAUCGAGACUUAUCCAAGCAUAUGGAUGAUGCUGUUCAGUCCCUUGCAGUUGUGCUAGCAGCAGAUAAGUCAAUGAAGGAAAAUAGGGCGAUUGAUCUCUAGUAAGACAAUGGAUGCUAUACCUUGGCUUUUGUAGUUCAUAAUCUGUACAAUUGAACUCAGCCACACUAGGUGCAGGUAGGCAGAGCCAACUUUGCAACCUCAUUAGAG
This is a messenger RNA of Trichoderma harzianum CBS 226.95, 1398 nucleotides long. RefSeq lists its product as hypothetical. NCBI's taxonomy places the organism in Eukaryota, Fungi, Ascomycota, Sordariomycetes, Hypocreales, Hypocreaceae. Bases 253 to 1290 code for a protein of 345 amino acids. Gene Ontology annotation, molecular function: nucleotide binding. The record is from RefSeq and is a predicted model, not a curated record. The transcript is spliced from 2 exons.